GAUGGGGUGGCCCCUUCCCCUACUUCCACCCCUUCCCCACACUUCCCCACAGCACACAUCCGGGCUCACGUGCCAUCACUGACGUUCCCUGUCUCCGCCGAGCGCUCGGCGAAACCCUCGUAGUGACCACGGAUGUAGUCAGCCACGUGGGAUGCUGUCUCUGUCUCACUGCCAGCCAUGCGGGAUGCUGUCUCUGUCUCUCACUGCCAGCCAUGUAGUGAUGCCGGAAUUCCGGCACUGUGCGUGAGCAGCAGAGCGUGAAGGUUUCUCUCAAGUGCGAGUUGUCUGUCGGCAUGCUCCGUCUCCUGCAUGGGUGUCGGUCCUGAUGGCAGAUGACGGUGUGGAGCGCACGCAAAUGUUGAGAGCGCAUGAUGCCCGGUGAUGGCGGACGACGGAGACAGUCGCCAUGUCCUCUCCUCCGCACUCCUCCCACCCUGGCCCGCACCCUGGGUGUCCUGUGUCCUGGUCGCCUGCGUCUGCUGCCCCUAGCGCUGCAUCCACACCUCAAGCGACGACUGCUGCAUCCCCGCCUGCACGCGCGCUGCAUUUGUGCUGCUGUCAUCACCGUUGUCUCCAUGGUCAUCUUCAUUAGCUACAAAGCUCCUUCACAGUACGGCAUCAUGGGAUGGCUUCCCUGGCCUUUUGGAGCGAGCGCCCCCUGUGACCUGGUCUGCCCGGCGUUAACAAGUAACGACCUCUGGCGACCCGUGGCGAUACCUUCCGAGCACAAGUGUCUGCAAAUGGCGAACCUUCCGGUGCCGUGUCCCCCUAACAGGACCUUCUCGAUCUGCUCGAGAUGCCUCCCAUCGAGUUUCUGCCCAACUACAAAGCUCCUUGCUGGUACGAGAACCUGCCGCUUGGUGACCAGAUCCCGGGUACCCCGUACACCCGCAAUCUCUUCACGUGCUUCUCACCCAACGCGCGCACGCUGUUUCUGGAGAUGCACGCGGAGUGGGCCGUCAGCACCCAGCUGGCUUCGAACCCCAAGCGUCUGAGGUGUCUGCCCUACUUCUACAUCGCCGGCAUGCCCAAGUGCGGCAGCACCGACCUGUACCGCAAGGUCACUCAGCACCCGGAGGUGGUUCGGCCUCCCAUGAAGGAAAGCCAUUGGUGGAGCAAGAACAGGUUCGGAGUUCGUCUGAACUACUCCUCGCUUAUCCCCCUUGACCAGUACGUGGAUCUGUUCGACAAGGCGGCGCUGAGAAUCGAGAGCCAUGCCGUGGAGGUCACGUCCACCAGAAAGCGCUCAAGUCUGGUGCCCACCAACCUUACCAUCCCAUGGUCACAGGCACUUAAUAAAUGUGACGGCAGUGCCUCCACGCUGUGGGACAACGACGACUGGUGGCGGCUGCCGGAGAACUGCGGGCGCGAUGAGCCGCUGUACACCAACGCCAACUACAUCCGCCACCUGACGCCGCACGCCAGGGUCCUCGUCAUCCUGCGACAACCCACAGACAGGUUGUUUUCGGAUUACUUAUACUUCCAGAAGACCAACAAGUCGCUGGCGGAGUUCCACGAGCACGUGGUCCUGUCUGUCAGUAAGCUCAAGUCGUGUAUGGAGCAGUUGUCCCUCAGGGCCUGUGUGUACGACAAGCGCAUAGCCAGCGGUGUGAAGGUGCGCCUAAGGGUGGGGAUCUACCAUGUGUACCUGGCCGAGUGGCUGAAGGUGUUCCCUCGGGACCAGAUCCUGGUCAUCAGACUGGAGGACUACGCCAAGAACCUCAAGCAGACGACACGACGGGUCUACGACUUCCUGGGGCUGCGCAAACUGUCGCGCGAGGAGGAAGACAAGAUUCUCCAAAGCCCGAUCGCCAAUGCCCGCAAGAAGAAGGACAAGGACCUGGGGUUCAUGUGGGAGGACACCCACCGUCUCCUGCGCGACUUCUACCAGCCGCACAACGAGAAGCUGGCGGACCUGCUGGGUGACCCCCGCUUCCUGUGGACCGACGUGCACUCGCCCACCAACGGUUCCACCGACCACCCGGCGGGCGCCGACAACCACACAGAGUCAGUGAGAGCGAAGACGAUAACCUGGCGGCGAGCAGUUCGUUCAUCGUCCACCCUGUGAUGGAAGCCGGGGAGCCUGCGAAUGGUGUCUACCUGGCCAGACCUCCGGAGAGGACCCGAGGGCUAAAACGCUGGGUGUGUCUUCCAUUAACCUGGACCAAGUUGCUGCUGAUCCUGGGUACAGGGCUGUACGGGUGGACGACCAGGAAGACGAGGGGUACGAUGCUUAUGAGGAUGCCGAUGAGUACAAUGGACGAUGAUCAGACUGACGAAAUCAGCGACGAAAGUUGUCGUCGUCGUCGCAGUUGAAGCUGUCGUCAUUUACAUGUCUGCGACUAGUGGCUUCAGGUGGUGCGACCCGUUUGUGAAUGUAGGUUCAGGUGUUACAGCAGUCGCUCUCUCCUGUAAAUGGUGAGGUCAUAGUUCAGCUGUCAUCACCUACUGCCUUGCACUCGAACCUGUGAAUGCUCUCCAUUCAGUUACAAGGAAGUUCGACAUACUGACAGUCUGCUCAUUGCAGUCUUGUACAGACCUGCUCGCCAGACUACAGUCCACUCAAAACUUUUCUUUGUGGUCUAUCAAGGGCGUGGAUAUCGUUUGACUCAUCAGAGGCUCAACCCUGCGGUUGGUGACUGUGAUUACAGAAUUUACACAGAUGUCAAGGAAGGACAGUGUUCCAUGUGAGAACAUGCUCCGCUGUGUGUGGGUGGAUGUGUUUAUUAUCUUAUAAACUGGAGUUUGAGUGUGUGUAUAACCUUGUAUAUUUGUGACGUGUAUAUGUCAAUCUUUUAAGACAGAGAGAGAGAGAGAUGCAGAGUGAAGGGAUACAAAAAAAACUCAAACGUAUGAAAAAAGUAGCUAGUAUCAAUGAGUCCGGUGUCUGUUAUUUCUCUCUCAAUUCAGCAUUUAUACCCGUGAUACCAGUGUGUUUGCAUCGGUAUGACCUUCAUCUUUGUGCCAGCCACGUGCACGCGCUUGAAACCAUUGUGUGUGAAGACAGGAAAGAAAAGAUGAAAAUGUCGAUUCGUCAGUCGGUGCAGUGGACCACAGUCUGCAUUUUACUUACCCCCACACAUUUUAUGUCAUCCUGUUUAAUAUACUUCAACGGUAGUGGCUUUGGAACAGGAGUAUGUGAAACGACACCACUCAUCGACGAAAACAUCUUCCUCUUGAGUCUUGAGCUACCGACCAAGGGAGAUAAUGCGACUUUAAUGUACCUUAACCAUCACAUGUUUCAUUCCUUGAGAUUUUGUUUCCUCCUGUUCAUUUUUUCAAUUUCUUUCUCACACGGUCUCCCCCACCCCAACACACAAAUACAUUGUAAUUUUGUAAUUUUGUUACUAGGACAGUGGAGUUGUUUCCCUUUCGUCAAACUUUCCUACAAUGGUGAUGCAGUUGUACGCUGCAUCCAACCUCUUCUCGUCAAAGGAGCGACUGAAAAUAACAGAAUCCAAUAGGACUGAAAAAAGCAGCCAUAUGGUCUACUCAUGAACUGCAGUGCGAACUGCGAAUUAUUUAAAACUGUUUUCUGUGCUGUGUCUGCUGCUGAUUGUGAACGUGUGAUGAGUGAACGAGUGAAAGAGUUCGUGUACAGUGGACUGUGAGCACGAGACAAGUUUACAUUGACUGUCGGGGCUGUCAAGAUGAACCAAAAAUGGACAUCCUCUUCCAGAUAUGUUUUUCAACUGUAAACUGCAGUUGUUACGAAGGCGUCGAUCAUAAAUAAACAGUUGUUGUUGUUGUUA
Messenger RNA from Pomacea canaliculata, 3752 nucleotides. RefSeq names its product carbohydrate sulfotransferase 15-like. Gene Ontology annotation, biological process: hexose biosynthetic process. Gene Ontology annotation, molecular function: N-acetylgalactosamine 4-sulfate 6-O-sulfotransferase activity. The transcript has 10 exons. The coding region runs from base 797 to 2068 and encodes 423 amino acids. NCBI's taxonomy places the organism in Eukaryota, Metazoa, Mollusca, Gastropoda, Architaenioglossa, Ampullariidae. The record is from RefSeq and is a predicted model, not a curated record.